Molecule: messenger RNA, 2658 nt
Organism: Asterias rubens (European starfish)
Lineage: Eukaryota; Metazoa; Echinodermata; Asteroidea; Forcipulatida; Asteriidae
Product: exosome complex component RRP41-like
Exons: 3
Coding region: 127-858 (243 amino acids)
Biological process (GO): U4 snRNA 3'-end processing; poly(A)-dependent snoRNA 3'-end processing; rRNA catabolic process
Cellular component (GO): nuclear exosome (RNase complex); cytoplasmic exosome (RNase complex); nucleolus
Source: RefSeq, a predicted model, not a curated record
UAAGAUGAGAGAUCGAGAGAAGUCAACCUCGUAUUGCUCGAUGGUGUUAUAAGUGCAGCUGCUAGUACAUGUGUACAAUUCAUGAACUUUAUUUUGGUGCAGAAAAAUUGGUUAUAAACCGCCGAAAUGGAGCUACUUUCCGAUCAAGGGUUCCGAGUUGAUGGUCGUCGUCCUCAUGAAUUACGAAAAAUCCAAUGUCGCAUGGGUGUAUUCAGGCAAGCUGAUGGAUCCGCUUAUAUUGAACAGGGCAAUACGAAAGCUCUGGCUACAGUUUAUGGACCGCAUGAGGUGACAGGAAACCGUUCCAGAGCCCAUCAUGAUCGCGUUAAUAUUAACUGCCAGUACAGCAUGGCAACCUUUAGCACUGGUGAGAGAAAGAAGAGACCCAUGGGGGAUCGGAAAUCACAAGAAAUGUCUCUGAAUUUACAGAGGACGUUUGAAGCAGCGAUUAUGACCCACUUGUAUCCACGCUCGCAGAUUGAUAUUUAUGUUCAGAUUUUGCAGGCAGAUGGAGGGAACUACUGUGCAUGUGUUAAUGCUGCUACAUUAGCAAUCAUUGAUGCCGGCAUACCCAUGAGGGAUUACAUUUGCGCAUGUUCAGCAGGUUUCAUCAGUGACACCCCCCUCGUUGAUAUCAGCUAUUUGGAGGAAUCUCUCGGGGGUCCUGAGAUGAUCUUAGCCGUCCUGCCCAAGUCAGAACAGAUUGCCUUAUUUCAGUCCAACUCUCGUCUACAUGUUGAUAACCUCUCCCAGGUGUUGGACAUGGCAAUGAAGGGAUGCAAGGAUGUGUAUACAGUACUGGAUGGAGCAGUGAGAGACCAUGUUAGUGAAGUUACUGACAGUAUGGAUAGGAGUUGAAUCUAUCAUCUUGAUUUGGAGUUGGUUGAACAAAGACAAACUGACUGGAGCAGGAUUCGGAACACCGGAUUAACGCGCCGGUGCUCUACCAACUGAACUAAGUAGCCCUACAUGUACAUGUAUGCUGGGGAUUUUCCCUCUUUGUCGAUAUCUUUGGUUCUCUAUCAACAUCAUCACAGAAUUGUUUACUUUGGAGUAUGGUUUGAGGAUGCUCUUAUCAUGUCAGUACCACAGUGAAGUUUAUUCUCAGAGAAGUUCAUCAAAAACAUACAGAACUUGGUUGCAAAAUUACUUCUUUCAAUUUUGAGAGGAAGGGGCAGGAUCCUUCCCAUGCACAAGCUUGCGCACCGAGCAGAUAGCGCGAAUUGCAUGCAGAUAAGCGCAAAUAUCAGCUGAUAAGGCAAAACAUAAAAUUUGUAUAUUUUACUAAAAACAAUUCAUGUAUAAACACGCGAGUAGAAAACAUUCUAAAAACCUUGUUUUAAUUCAGCUUGCUUUAAUCAAACUUCCAAAAAUGUUUGACCACAAUGACCCCCAGUUCUGACAAAUCCUGGGAGAACCUCAGCUUACUGCAUUUCUACACUUUGAUGGACAAAUUUGGGGGUAUUUUGUUUGUUACUACACAAAAGUUUAUCAAUCAAAGCAGAAAAUGAAAACUUGAAUUUGUUAGUACUGUGUAUUCUGUGUGUAUUCUACCUAAGAUGAGGUUCUGAUCAAGGUUUCUCCUUCAUCCAUCUAUAGAACAUCAUCGGAUUUUGAUAAACAGAGUACAGCAGUGACCCACAAUGAAAUGACAAACCCAAAGUAACAUCGACUUGUUGAAAUGCUGUUUUAUUCUCAAAAUCAGUUUUAUUUGAGAGAUUUUAUAACUUUAGUUUUAGGGUCAAAUGAUAGCCUUGCUCAAGGCAGUCGAAUUAUUCACUCCGAAAUAAGACCGCCGUUUUAUAAAAACCCACCCGUAUACACUGCAACCACAUCGCACGACACGAUGUGAAUAAUGGGACUCCCUUGAGCAAGGCUAGUCAAAUGAAUGAGAACACCCUAGUGAGAACAUAAUUAUUGUGACGACAUUGGUCUUUAUUCCGCUAUAGUUAAUGGCCAGAUUCCUUCCAUAUCAUCCAACAUACACCACUUUGUGGUAACUCAAUACAUACAUUGUACACAUGAAUUGUUGGACUUGGUUAAGAUUAUGAAUGAAUUGCCUAUUCAACUUGUAUGUAAUGUAGGCCUUGUGUCCAAUAACCAUCAAUGUCGGAAAAUUUGUGAACAGAAUUUUGGACUUGAAACAAAUUCUCCUUAUGGAUUCACAAGAAUUCCUUUGCGCCAUAAGACUAGCUCCAGCUGUACUAUAACCCAAUACUUCUCAAAUAACUGCAAAUCCCAAAUCACACACUUGCUUUUAUAAAAUCAUAAAUCUCUGAAAGAAAUCAUGGAAAUUAUGGCAAAAAACAACUUCAUUUGACGACUUUUCAAGUCCAACAGCAUGGGCGAGUCACUUUUAAAACAAGUUCCAGAAAGCCAUUUUUGUUUCUUUCACAUUACCAGCACUAUACUUGGGAGAACUAAAGGUUGCCCAAGUUUUCUUUCUGAACAAAGACAAAUGCAGGGUCCAAUUAUACACUGGAUCACUGUUAACUUUUGACUUUUGACCUGUACAUGUACAUCCUGUACCAAGCAGUGUAGACCAAUUGUCGCAAUAGAUGGAUUGCAAUAAUAGAUGAUUUUUUUUUUUGAAUUGUGCACGCGUGAAGAGCUGCCACUGCCUAAAAGUCAUGCGCGGCUCGUACACGCCAGCGUGUA